GAUCAAGUAGAAUGUUUCAAUCCACGCCAGUCUUAAGUCCGUAAAGUCCGUUUCUGAUAUUUCACCUCGCUCGCUUCCACUCCUUUGUUUUACGAUAUAUAUAUCCAUCUAUAGCUACAACUUCGCAUGAUUCCGAAAGGUGCACACCAAGCAACUUAGCAAACAUUCAGAAAACGCAUCAUAAAAAGUCAAUAUGGUCAAAACAAUUCCCUUCGGCGACAUUGAGAUCGCUUCUCCGGGCUUCGGUGCUAUGGGGUUAAAUUUUGGGCUUGGACAAAAUCUUAGCUUAGAGCAAGCUGAGCCAGUCCUUCUUAAGGCCGUCGAAUUGGGGUGCACAUUUUGGGAUACUGCUGUUGUUUACGCAGCGGGGAUCAACGAGAAACUGCUCGGAGACUUCAUUAGAAAGCACAACGUCCGUGAUAAAAUCUUCAUUGCAUCAAAAUGCGGCUUUGAUUGCAUGGGGAAUAAUGGUGGUGGAACCGGCGGAGUUACUAAUUCUGCUUCCCAUAUUAAGGAGUAUAUCGAGGGCACCAUUGAGAGACUCGGCUUCACGCCAGACCUCUACUAUCUGCAUCGUAUUGAUCCUAAAACUCCUUUAGAAGAGUCUAUUCCAGCUCUUGAUGAAAUUCGUAAAGCGGGAAAGACCAAGUUUAUCGGCCUUUCUGAAUGUUCCACUGCCACUUUGCGCAAAGCAAAUUCAAUUGCAAAGAUUGAUGCCAUACAGGCUGAGUACUCUGCUUUUGAGACUAUUCAUGAAACAGAUGGAUUGAUAGAAGCUGCAAAAGAGUUGAAGAUUGCCUACGUUGCCUACAGCCCAUUAGGUCACGGAUGGCUCGUGGACGACUUUCCCUUCAAAACUCCCGAUGAUUUCGCUGCUAGCGAUUUCCGCCGAUCGAGCCCUAAAUUCCAAGGAGAAAACUUCUAUAAGAACAGGGCUAUUGUGGAGGAAAUCAAGAAACUCGCAACUCGAAGGGGGUGUACAAUCACCCAAAUAGCUCUCGCGUGGGUUGCUGCUCAGGGUAUGAUUGCUAUUCCAGGUACAACUAAGCCAGAGCGACUUGAGGCCAACUUCGCGUCGCGAAACAUUGAUUUGACGAAGGAAGAGUUGCAAGAAAUGCGCAAGAUUGUGGAUGAAGCCAAGCCACAUGGUAACAGAUAUUCUGCCGCCGCGCAGUCUAUGGUGGGACAUUAGAAGCAUAUCGCUAUAUAGACAAGAUUAUAGAAAAGGAAUAUUUAAUUGCGAUUCCAGAUGUAAAUACCCUACGGUGUGGAUAUUGAAUUCCUUCAAUCAAUUGAAAGGCUUGUCAUUUUCAUGAUCCGUACUGUCUUUUUACUCAUCUAUGAACCUUCGAGUUGCUUCCAUACUAAGAUGUGGCUACAAAACAACUGUUGAAAAAUUAACUGAAAACUGAUGAGAGAGUUCCUAAUUGAUGGAUAAGUACUUAUUUGUUUGUUUCA
Botrytis cinerea B05.10 is the source of this 1458-nucleotide messenger RNA. RefSeq lists its product as hypothetical. Lineage: Eukaryota; Fungi; Ascomycota; Leotiomycetes; Helotiales; Sclerotiniaceae. Bases 194 to 1192 code for a protein of 332 amino acids. Gene Ontology annotation, cellular component: cytoplasm. The transcript is spliced from 6 exons. The record is from RefSeq and is a predicted model, not a curated record.